This is a messenger RNA of Plodia interpunctella (Indianmeal moth), 1245 nucleotides long. RefSeq lists its product as uncharacterized. The transcript has 4 exons. Bases 222 to 1028 code for a protein of 268 amino acids. NCBI's taxonomy places the organism in Eukaryota, Metazoa, Arthropoda, Insecta, Lepidoptera, Pyralidae. The record is from RefSeq and is a predicted model, not a curated record.
ACCUCCUUAGUAGGUACAGACCGUAUACCGUUCUGUAUUCAAAACAAAGAUAUUAUCUAUACCUAGUAGUAAAAUCUAGUUUUGUGAAUUUAUUUCAAAUUUAUGAAUAUCUUCCCGAUGAAUAUAAGAAUGGCAAGAAAGGAAAUUAUAAUCAAUACCAUUGAUCUAUAUCACUGACGUAUGGGACAUGGGAAGUGUUUGGAGCCGGUUGGACAUUAAUUAUGCUAAUUUAUAUGGCUCCCCCACGACGCAUUUUAAGACAGCAACAAAAAAUUCUCCUUGAUUUUCUGGAAGCUAAUAAAGAUUUGCACAGAUGCACACGCGAGGAAAUCAAGCAGAAAUGGAUAGAUGUGACAAAGAAACUGAACAGUGUUCCAUCUGGAACUUUGAAAACUCCUCAUUUAUGGAGACGGUACUGGAUUGAAUGGCGCCAUAAAUGUAGAAAAAAAGGUGCUGAUACUCGAAGGUCAGCCUCUGGUGGAGCUUCAAACAGAGUAAUUCCACUUGAUGAAGUGGAAAUUAGAGCCUUGGAACUAAGUGGGAAGAGUUAUAUUGUUAAUACAACUGGAUCUUCUGAAAACAUGGAUAGUUUUGUUGGUGAAGACUCAGAUUCAGAACCCCUGGAUAAUGUUAAGCACAACGAAGAUUCAGAUUCAGAACCCUUGAAGAAUGUUAAGCUACAAUUUUCUACCACUAAUGGGAAAGUCAAGCGGUCUAUAAGGAACUCCAGAACUUCUACAGAUAAUGGUGAGUCAUCAUCACCACCUCCAAAAUGGGCCCUUGAUCUCGAAAAACGGAGGAUAGCAGCUGAGGAACGCAUGGCUACAUCCUUAGAGACAAUAGCAAACUUGAUCAAAGCUCAAGAAGAGAGAAGGAGUAUUCUCGAAGAACGGAUGACUGAUGCACUCACUGCCAUAGCUGGUACACUGCAGGAUCUGAACAGCGGUGUGCAAGAAGCAGUUCAUCAUUUACAGCAAGUUCAUCCAAUAAAAACAAAUGAUAGGAACAUUAAAGAUGAAUUUUUGUAGCAGUGAAUUUUAUGAAAUUAAUUUAAGAUAAACAUGCUGUAAAUAUUAGCAAUAUUGCUUUUUUCGUAAGUCUGUAAACUUAUUUAUUUUUAAUGUGUAAGCUAUCUAUGUAAUAAAAUAGGUGAAAUAAGAGUUAAUGUCUUAAAAAGAUCAAAGACUUUUAUAAAUAUUUCGUUCUAAAAUAUGUAACCUGAAUAAAUAAACAUAUAAUUUUAUA